AUGCAUGCAGCUGCUAGACUCCAGCAGCAGGCAAAUAUUUGUCAAGUGGCUGAAAUUGAAGAUCAGCUACAUGAACAGAUGAAAACACAAUGUAUGAACUUUCAAAAUCCAAAAUCAGCAGUGAAUAGGCCAUCAAAGUCACAGCCAACAUUGAAGACCACAUCCAAUGAUGCUAUCUCAAGCAUGCAGACCUUGCAGCACACCCCAGGUCAUGAGGACAAUGGUGAGGCCCAAGAGGUUGAAACUGCCAAAGGAUCUGAGACUGGGUCUGAGUCAAUCCAUGGUGAGGACGACUACCACACCAAUCCUGAUGUUGCCGCAGAGGGGAGUGAGGAUGAAAAGACCAUGGGAAUACACAGGAAGCCAGCCAAGAUCACAUGCCACCUCAUUGAAGCUGCCCACACUACUACCAAGGCCAAACUGGGGGCCAAGGCUGCUCCCUCCCAACCUUCUGUCAUUGCAGCUACAGGCAAGUGCAAGCUCAAAUGUGAUGCAGCAGUUAUUUUUGCCUUGGGGCCACCACAGAAGAAGAAGAAAUGCAACCACCCAUCUGGCCUCUCAUGCUCUCACAAGGAAGGAAAAACUGUGGACUCUGCCCAGCAUGAAUGUCACAUAGAGUCUCAAACUGGUGAGCACAUUACUUAUAGAGGUAACCAGAAACCUGCUGGGGCACAGGAUACCAUGAUGCUAACACAUUUUAAGGGUCCCCUUGCUGUUACCAAGAUCAUUGCUAACACUCCUCAACAGUGCUUACAGCACAGUGCUCCUAUCGCAAAUGCAACAGCUACAAAGAAUCAACCUAGUCAUCAAAACUUGCCAAAGGGAUCUGCUGCCCAAUUUAUGAAGCUUUUGGACAUUGGAGAAUCCCUGGAUGGAAUAUGGGAUAAGGUCAUGUUAGAUUGGCCACACUGGUUUGAUGAGGAUGAUCAUGUCUAUUGUCUGUGCAUGCAAAAGACUUAUGAGUGGCAUGCACACAUCAGCAAGGCAGGGAUUGAAGCUGUUGAGGUGCUGUGGGCUUCAGACCUGAAAUACAAAAAUCCUGAGGAACAGAAGGCAUAUGUUGACUUUGUGCUCAGUCUGAGCCUUCCAUUCAUGUAUGGUAGUGUGGAACAUCUAGGAGGGAACAAGUAUAGUACCUUUGUGUCCCACAUCAGGGAUAUUUCAGUGGUCAACAACAAGACUUAUCAUGAGUCAAUUGACUAUGAAAUGCCAAGGGGUGCACUGGUCUUAGCUGUUACAUCAGUCGAGCAGGCAUUAACAUUGUAUUCUACUGGAGCCAAAGAGGUGCCCACCAAGCAGUCCAAGGCAAGCUUCUCUGACAUUGGAUGGGGCACAAAGACUUCAUUUGGGGCUAAGGAAUACUGCAGUGCUGCCAUCCAUUCUAGGCAAGCCCAGGUACCUUACAGUGUAUCAGUGGCAGGCAAAGGCAACAUGAUUGAUGACCAGGCAUUGAUCACAGUGUCCUCUGACAUCAAGGCUGAGUUGGACAUUGAAGGCAAGCAUUUUAAAUGUUCUGGCUUGGAUGUACUGAUCUCUAAUCACUGGACACUGGACAGUGUGAGGAGAUGA
Messenger RNA from Pisolithus orientalis, 1569 nucleotides. RefSeq lists its product as uncharacterized. The coding region runs from base 1 to 1569 and encodes 522 amino acids. The record is from RefSeq and is a predicted model, not a curated record. NCBI's taxonomy places the organism in Eukaryota, Fungi, Basidiomycota, Agaricomycetes, Boletales, Pisolithaceae. The transcript is spliced from 11 exons.